Molecule: messenger RNA, 3098 nt
Organism: Corythoichthys intestinalis (scribbled pipefish)
Lineage: Eukaryota; Metazoa; Chordata; Actinopteri; Syngnathiformes; Syngnathidae
Product: tubby-related protein 3
Exons: 12
Coding region: 171-1898 (575 amino acids)
Biological process (GO): protein localization to cilium
Cellular component (GO): cilium
Source: RefSeq, a predicted model, not a curated record
AAUUCUGCCUGAUUUGACGCUAUCUGUAAAGAGGCAACAAAGAAAAAGGCACAUAUUCGACAAGCGCUGAUAUCAACAAGACUACCCUUAUCCUUAUAGUUCCUCGCCGGCUGAGCUAUAGUGCCGUUUAAGAACAUUAUCCCCUUUUAAUCCACUUUGCCUUCUGCUCCAUGCAGGUGAGCAGACAGUCAGAUGGAGCAGUGGGCCACCAUCACACGCCAACGUCCUAUUUUAAUGGCUUCGAGGGCUUUUCUUGCGCCCCAUUUUCGCAUUUUUUAGCCCCUUUUAGCAGCAUCUCGACGCAAUCGCUCAUCGACAUGGAGGAGGAAGAUUUGCGACAGCAGAAACUGGAUAAUCAGCGGUCCAUUUUGAUGAAAAAGCAACAAAAGAAGCGUGCUGAUCGUCAGAUGGUGGUGUCCAAUCGGGACGCCCGCCUGAAGAACCGCAAACAAAAAGGCCGUUCGGAUGAAACGCCGUUGUUGACCAGCCAAUCUUUAAGCAACAUCUCCUUGAGCGAGCAAGUGGAGCACGCCCUCGACAACCCGUUGGAUGUUAUCACGCUUGCCGAAAGCGACGUGAAGCCUACGGAGAAGCCUGUCGCUCCCAAAAAGAUUGAUUUGACCACGGAGUGUGAGGACGAGCCGACGGAGAACGACGAGGCGCUCGCGGAAGGCAAGAAGAGAGAGAAAACCAAAGGUGCGGGAGACAAUGAAAACCAGGAUAAAGAAGAGCAGAAAAAAGAGCGAAAACCAAAACGGAAAGACAAAGCAAAAGACCAUCACGAUGGACAAGAGACAAACAAAACGAGCAAACAGGAACGCAAAAAGAAGCACCUGCACGACACGUCAGGUUCCGAGUCGGAACAGACAAGUCCGAAAAAGAACGGAGAGGAGGAGAAAGACGAGUGCCGGACGCCGUCUCCACGGAGAAAAAAACAUCUGGACACUUCGAGGUGCCAAAUCAGCGACGACAGCAAAGACGAAGACGUUCAGACGGACGGCAAACAAAGACGGAAGAGGAGAGGGAAAAACACGCCUAGUUUAGCAUCUCUAAACUCAAAUUACAAGAAGAGUUCGUCUUCGAGCGGCGGCUCCAACAACAGAACGGCUUCUCCGAUAUCAUUAGAGGAUUUGGAGGCGUUCGCUUUACGUCCCGCGCCCAGAGAAACAACCAUUCAGUGUCGGGUCACAAGAGACAGGAGGGGCAUGGAGAAGGGCAUGUUCCCCACGUACUACCUCCACAUGGAGAAAGAUGAUGGAAAAAGGGUGUUUCUCAUGGCGGGGCGAAAAAGGGUGAGGAGCAAAACGUCCAACUAUCUAAUCUCAACAGACCCAACAAAUCUGUCCAGAGACACCAGUUGUUACAUCGGAAAGCUGAGAUCCAACGUUUUGGGGACAAAGUUCACCGUGUACGACGGAGGAGAAAACCCGGAGAAAAAACCUUUCAUCAAAGAGUGCGAAUCUGUGCGACAGGAGUUGGCGGCUAUUUUUUACGAGACGAACGUCCUAGGAUUCCGCGGUCCUCGCAAAAUGACCGUGAUCAUCCCGGGAAUGCAGGAGAAUGACGACAGAGUAGUCAUUCAACCCAAAAAUGAACGCGAAACCCUGCUGGCGCGCCAUGCUGACGGCGCAACGGAAAAACUGGUGACGCUGGUCAAUAAAUGUCCCAGCUGGAACGACCAGACGCAGUCAUACGUGCUCAACUUCCACGGACGCGUCACACAGGCGUCUAUUAAAAAUUUCCAGAUCAUCCACCCGGAUAACGGUGACUACAUCGUGAUGCAGUUCGGUCGCGUUUCCGAGAACGUCUUCUCCAUGGACUACAGCUUCCCCAUGUGUGCCCUUCAGGCCUUCGCCAUCACGCUUUCAUCUUUCGACGGAAAACUAGCCUGCGAGUGACCUUCAAGCGCUACAAUGUAAAGAGAACAAAAGCUAACUUAUUAGCAUUAGCUUUUCUGUGUACACUGUUUUAUAUUCUUUGAAUUCCUUGUCUUGAUACAUCUGCGCGAAUUGUAAAAAGAAUGAUUAAAGCGUUUUCACAAUAAUUUCUGUAGUUUUCUGAGAAGCGUGUCAGAAUCGUCGACUUGGCGUGUUUGGCUUAACCAUUAAUAUAUCUUAUCGCGGGUAAGAAAAGAUAUCAAUCGACAUGAAGUGGAGUGAGAAGGAACAUUUCGACAACUAUUGGACAAACUCUCAUUUAUCAUGAUUUCUCUCGCGCCACUAUCGACAUAUCUUCAUUUCGCAAGAGCGGCUAGCUUGUUUUGCGCCGCUUCGCACAGGAUGGGGAGAGAAAAUCAGAUAAGCGCCACAAGAACGGGACUUCCUCGCACAUAAAUGUUUCUUUUCAACUGAAUUUUUGGGCAUAAUUCAGAACUAUACAUGACUAGUUUCAGUCCUGUACGCGUGAGUAUUUUAUUUCUGCUAGCGAAAGUUGAUUUUUCUGAUGUUUUUGACCAUAAGCGGAUUUUAAAGGGGUUUUGUUUUUACCAACCUUUGUUUGGUAAAAACAAAGGUUCUCUUGUUUGGAGGAGAAAGAAUACUGAAUUGCAUCCGAAGAACACCAUACCCACUGUGAAGCAUGGGGGGGCUGUUUUUCUGCAAAGGGACCAUUGACAGCCAUGGACGUCCAAAUUUCCCCAUUCAUUUCUAAUGACAUUAACUUUGUUUAAUGCUAUUUCACAGGCAUGUUUGUCCAUUCUAUUGAUGCCGAUGUACGUAGAUUCCAUUGACGCCUAUGUAUGUUGAUGCCAUUGACGGCCAUGGACGUCCAAAUUUUUUCCCAUUCAUUUUCAAUGGCAAAAAAGAAAAAUUGAUGUCCCCAAAUUAACAGGAAAUGGCCAAAUAUCAAUAGGACGUGUCCCCCAAACUUCCCCAAUUCCAUUGACGCUUAUGGUGGGUGCUGCCAUUGAUGGCCAUGGACGUCCAAAUUUCCCAUUCGUUUCUGAUCGCAUUUACUUUGUUUAAUCCCAUUGACGGCCAUGUUUAUCCAUUCUAUUGAUAGCCCUGGAUGGGGCUAAGAUCUGUAUUUCCACACAUCAAAGACCCAGAGUAAUUUCUCCAGAAAUUGCAGUUUCUAGUAAUAAAAUAUUAUUCGGAUUU